GCUCCCCAGCUCUUGCUCUGAAACCAGAAAUCAGGACAGAACGGCGCACACAGGGUUAACGCGCCGUAGUGCUUGUGAUAGGCUACUAGAGCGCUGGGUUCAGCCGCCUUAAAACAGAGGUAACCAGGCAACUUCAGUGCAGGCUGUGCUACGAGAGCCAAAAAAAAAGAAAAAAAUACGGUGGGAAAAAGGAUUGAAAGCGCUGAAAUCCCGACAGUUUUUCGGCUGCAAUGGGAAGGAUGUAGUCCUGAUUGAGCCGGCUGUGUCGGGCAUGGGAAAGUGGAUUACUGCGUUUUCUGAAAGCUGUGGACCGCGCAGGGAGCUCGCGUUUGGAUUUCUAACCAUGCCAAGUAUGGAAACCGCACCAUCACGCACGAGUUUAAAGCCACUGCAGGGAGAGCUCGAGAUGCAGCGUCGAGGCUAGAGGCAGCGGCCGAGUGAGCGUGAGGCAGUGGGGAAGCCCCUCUGGAUGAGCCAGCCACAGGCACCCAGCCGCACUGUACAGGAAUAACCACUUAAUAUGUCAACAGAGGCCGAACUCCAGCCUGCUGCCAGACCCAGCGUCAAAAAGGAUUCCAAGAGGAGAGGGCAGGACCGCACUGAGGCAGCUCUGAUUAAGCGCUUUAAAGGGGAUGGUGUCCGCUACAAGGCCAAGCUCAUCGGCAUUGAUGAGGUCACCGCCGCAAGAGGAGACAAGCUCUGUCAGGAUUCAAUGAUGAAGCUUAAGGGGAUCGCAGCCUCAGCACGCUCGAAAGGAGAACACAAGCAGAAAGUUUUUCUUACGGUGUCAUUUGGUGGGAUCAAGAUCUUUGAUGAAAAGUCAGGGGUUCUUCAGCACCACCAUGCAGUUCAUGAGAUUUCAUACAUUGCCAAGGAUAUCACCGACCACCGAGCCUUUGGCUAUGUAUGUGGGAAAGAGGGCAAUCACCGAUUUGUAGCCAUCAAGACUGCUCAGUCUGCUGAGCCUGUGAUCCUCGACCUCCGUGACCUUUUCCAGCUGAUCUUUGAGAUCAAGCAGAGGGAAGAGAUUGAGAAAAAGGCUCAGAAAGACAAGCAGUGUGAACAAGCUGUUUACCAGACCAUUCUGGAAGAAGACGUGGAGGAUCCGGUGUACCAGUACAUUGUAUUUGAGGCGGGACACGAGUCCAUCCGUGACCAAUCAGAGGAGAGCAUUUAUCAGGUCCCUACCAGCCAACAAAAGGAGGGAGUGUAUGACGUCCCAAAGCGACAUCCAAGUGAACAUAAUGGCCAGACCAAACUGCUGGAUCUGGAUUCUGAGCUAGAGUCGUUCCCUCAGAAUAUCCACCAAUUAGAGCUUUUUGGAGACAUGUCUACUCCACCUGAUAUCACCUCUCCCUCAACACCUGCCUCUCCAGCUACCGCUCUAGACCCCACGCUGCUCCACCAGCCCCCCUCUGAACUGUUCGCUGCAUUCAACCCUGCCUCUGUGCCCUCAGGUUAUGUGACGAUGGGAGCAGUGCCCCCGGGCUGGGCACAGCAGCAAUUUGCAGCCCAGGCCCCGCUGGCAUUCGGAGUUCAGUCACCAGUUCCCAUGGCUCAGGUGUUGCCUGGUGGGCAGCCGCUCAUAUGGGGCCAGGCCAACCUCUUUCCUGCUACGCAGCAGCAGUGGGCAGCUAUGGCCGGAGCCCACUUCUCACCUGCUGCCUUUGUGCCUGCACAGACCAUAGGACCACUCCCAGCUGCCAUGUUUCAGGCGCUGGCACCCAUGGCCAUGGCAGCAGCAUGUCCCCCUGCUGGUCCUUCCCCAGGUACGCCAACUGCAGGCACCUUAGCUUCUACGGCCUCUAGCCCGCAACAUGGAGAGCACUCAUUGCCUGGACAGACCAAGAUGAGCAAGGAGAUGUUCAAGGACUUCCAGAUGGCCAAGCCUCCUCCUGCAGGUACACGUAAAAGCGAGCAGCCGAGUCUGGUAUGCACCACAGAUGCUUUUACGAGCUACUUCAGCCGGGUGGGACUGGCACAGGACAAUGAUGACUGUGAUGACUUUGACAUCUCCCAAAUGAACCUGACGCCUGUCACCUCCACCACACCCUCCACUAAUUCACCGCCCACACCAGCACCUCACCAGAGCUCCCCAUCUAAGGCAUCGUCGCAUGCCAGCGACCCACCCACUGAUGAUUCGUUCGGGGAAGCAGAGGGCAGCCCGAGCCGCAGCGGCGAGGAGGACACUGCUAGAGACACACAGUCUCCGAGUGUGAGUGAGCCUCAAGCAGAGCCCGGUGGCUCUGAGCUGGACAGUCCUCAGGUCGGUAGCUAGAUAGCGGCAGGUCGGGGGGAAGGACCCUCUCUAUGCCAAGGUCUGCAAAGGGAAGAAGUGAAGGAUCAUGGGAAGACUGCACACAGCUGAACAUUGCUCAGAGGGGAGCAAGUGACCAAACCCUUAGAGCCGCUCUGUUUGUGUGUGUGUGUGUGUGUGUGUGUGUGCGUGCGUGUGUGCGUGUUUUAAAAAAAAAAAAAAAAAAAAAGGUGAAUGUAAGGGAAACAGGUCACAGGCUGUGAGCGAGUUUGUGUGUAAGUGUGUGUGGUUGCAUGGGAAUGGAUGGUAUUCAGAGCUCACCUGGAUCACUCCAGCCUUCUUGGCCUUUAGUCUCCCUCUGGAUCUCAGUCUGUCUGGAGAACUGCACACUGGACGCUCCUCUUGGUUUUCUGUCCUUUCAUUGAGCUUGUUGUUUCUGUCGCACAGUGUUUCCUGCAUUCAUAAACUGAACGUGGAAUAUCAGACACAGCUGAUGGUGCUAAGGAUGAUGAUAAUGAUGAUGAUCUUUCCUAUUGUCCUUCUUUGCUCACCCUGAGUCAUUCUGUCACUGUCUCCAUUUUUCCCCCAUGCCAUCUAGCCAAGAUAGUAUAAAUACAAAGCGUGAGAAUGCAUUUCAUCACACACACACACACACACACACACACACACACACACACACACACACCUCAAGUGAGACUUCAAGAAAUUACUGCUUCAUAAUCUUGUGUUGUCCCAGUCCUUGCACUGUCAUCUCUAAUCGUGUGGUCCAGGCCAAAGCAGUCGAUUACAGUGUAAUCCAUUUGAUCCAUCUGUAGGAUUAUGUGAUUCAUCCAUGUGGGCUUGUUUGGUUUUGCUCCCCGAUCUAUUUGAGAUUCUGCUGCUAGAGAGCUAUGCAGAAAUAUAAAAAAAGAGAUUUUGUUUUCUCUGUGGACCUUUCAGGCAGAGAUCUGUCUCAAGGAGUGACUUUGCCAAAAUCUCUCUUUUUCUCUCUCUUUCUCUUUUUUUUGCGUGAAAAACUUCUGAGCAGCUCAUACUGAAGAAGACAUUGCGACGGAGUGGGUGUUGCCUAAACAACGAGCUGAAUCUGUGACUGAACUGUUCCUUUCUCUAUAGCUUUUGUACAAUAUUAAUAAGACAAAAAAAAAAAAAACACAACACUGAAAAUGGGAUUUUUAUUUUAUAAGUCAUUGAAGCCCUCGAGGCCGGCUUGAGACGUGUUUUAAGGACAAACAUGGCUUUAAGGAAUCAGAUCAUUGGUUUGCCAAACUCAUUUUGUAAAUAACAAUAACGCCAACAAUAAUGCUGACGAUGAUGAUAAUGUCCUUUGAUUUUUUUUUUUUCCCCCCCGCUGGACCUCUGUGCCAUAAAAUAGGCAGGCUUAAUGUGAUGCAAGCUCAACACGAAACCCAAGCAAUAUCUCCACAUGUCCCAAACCUCCCCCGGUGUGGUUUUACGUUGCUGUCAAAGCCAUUUGCUUGUUUGGUUUAUUUAAUGAUGUGCUGCACAUCCUUUGGGUACAAUGAAGAAAAGCCGGCGGUUAAAAUACUUCAAGUGUCAUAGCACAAGGCUCAUAAUAAGACAAACGAGGAAGUAUUGGGCGACACAACCCUCUCCUUUAGCUAAUCAUUUAAAUGGUCUUUAAACUCAUUCCAAAAGGAUACACAUUUUUCAUUUUGCAAUACAUGCACUUGUGGUAGGUGCAUUUUCAAAGUGUACUUUGGAAUAAUUGAGCCAUUAAUCUUGGAAAAAAAUGAAACGAGCCAAAGAAUUCGCAGAACCUAUCACACACACACGUGGUCAGGUGCUCAGAACCUUGUGGUAUUUUAGUGCUGUCUGGUUUCAUUCCCGAGUUCUCCUGUCAUGUGGUGGUGUUUUUUUUUCUUCUUUUUUUAUCUGCCUUAUGUGCAACCACAAAACAUGCAUGACCUAAUUCAUUUACAUGUGCAUUCCCAAACACACCCACACACCCCCACAGAUACACACAUGUAAAUCAACCUUAGAUUGCCCUUGGUUUCACCAUAGUUACACCAAAAACUCAGACUACAUACACCCACAAGUAUGUGAUAUCAUUUUAUCCAAAACUAAACCAAGAUCAAAUAAUGUGUGUGUGUGUGUGUGUGUGACAGAAAGAGAGACAUGAGCAGCCAGUUCUUGUAUUCCAUUACCUGUAAGGACUAUUACUCCCUAUUUUAUGGCCAGAGUCCCGUUUUAAUCAGAUAUUUAUUUUGACCCCUUUCUAGUUCACAUACUACACCUGGGAUGUAAAAAAAAAAAAAAAGAUAUUGUGAAGCCAGGAGAAGAGAUGAGAAACCUCAUAACACUUUGUUUUAGACCUGUUUUAACUAUACCUCAGUUAAUGGGUUUAUUAACGUAAAGGGACAUCUUUAUUUUUUAAUCUCAGCAAAGAUUACAUUCUACAGUUAAUUUUGAGAUUUCUUUUUUUUUCCUACCCCCCACCCCCCUCUUCUCGGUUUUACAUAUUCCACCAUGUAAUACUGUACCAAUAAACACAGGAAAAAACGA
This is a messenger RNA of Silurus meridionalis, 4780 nucleotides long. It is a transcript of the gene dab1a, whose product is annotated as DAB adaptor protein 1a. Gene Ontology annotation, biological process: lateral motor column neuron migration; ventral spinal cord development. The coding region runs from base 521 to 2278 and encodes 585 amino acids. The transcript is spliced from 16 exons. NCBI's taxonomy places the organism in Eukaryota, Metazoa, Chordata, Actinopteri, Siluriformes, Siluridae. The record is from RefSeq and is a predicted model, not a curated record.